CAGGGUCUUAAAAAUGUCUACUUGGCCACAUUUUGGUACAAAUGCUAUACACGUUGGACAGGACCCAGAACAAUGGAACUGUAAAGCAAUAGUACCGCCAAUAUUCACCUGCACCACUUAUAAACAAGAUGAACCAGGAAAACCACCUAUGCAUGAUUACAUUAGGGAUGGUAAUCCGACUAGAACUGCAUUAGAGAAGUCACUGGCAGCUUGUGAAGGAGCACAAUAUGCUCACACAUUCAGUUCUGGCAUGUCAGCAGUAUCAACAGUGAUGCAGGCUUUACUAAAAUCAGGAGACCACAUUGUAUCAGUUAAUGAUGUGUAUGGAGGAGUGAACAGGUUCCUUAGGAAAAUAGCCAGUAACUUCAAUAUCAGUGUCACACUGGUUGAUGCUACUGAUACUAGUAAUGUACUGAAUGCUAUUAAGGAUAAUACUAAGGUGAGAGAG
Molecule: messenger RNA, 448 nt
Organism: Amphimedon queenslandica
Lineage: Eukaryota; Metazoa; Porifera; Demospongiae; Haplosclerida; Niphatidae
Product: putative cystathionine gamma-lyase 2
Exons: 3
Biological process (GO): transsulfuration
Cellular component (GO): cytoplasm
Molecular function (GO): cystathionine gamma-lyase activity; pyridoxal phosphate binding
Source: RefSeq, a predicted model, not a curated record